Molecule: messenger RNA, 1560 nt
Organism: Postia placenta MAD-698-R-SB12
Lineage: Eukaryota; Fungi; Basidiomycota; Agaricomycetes; Polyporales; Adustoporiaceae
Exons: 4
Coding region: 1-1560 (519 amino acids)
Molecular function (GO): protein binding
Source: RefSeq, a predicted model, not a curated record
AUGUCAAAACGCACGGCUACGGAGCUUCAACAUACCUCAGGGAACGACUCCGGAUCAAGAAAGACGCCACGAGCAGCCGAGCAACGGGAGAGGACCGUACCUGAAGAUGAGAUCGGUGAAUUUGAAGACGGGUGGGAGGACGAGUACGAAAGCGACGAGGACGUAAUAGAUGGAGCAGAGAAGGAGGAUGAUGAUGAUGGAAUGGACGUCGACGGGGUUAUGCCUGCUAUUGAAGAAUCCGAUGAGACACCCGCUGCGCCGAACGUCUUCAUCCCAGGAGUGCACAAGCUAGAAAAAGACGAAAUACUUGAAGCCGACGAUACUGUCUACCUUAUGCGACAUUCCAUGAACGUGAAUUGGCCUUGUCUCUCCUUCGAUGUUUUGCGGGACAACCUUGGAGACCAACGGCAACGAUUCCCCGCCACAGCAUACAUCGUAGCCGGAACUCAAGCAGAUGUCGCAAAAAAUAAUGAGCUGUCCGUAUACAAGAUGAGCUCUCUACACCGGACACAAAAGGAUACCGAUGACUCGGAUUCCGACAACGACGACGACGACGACGAGGCGCUGGAUGAGGACCCCAUCCUUGAGUUCCGGUCUGUCCCUCACCUCGGGGGUGUCAACCGUGUUCGCGCGCAACCACUUCCCUCUUCCUCAGCACUUCCCCCAGCAUCGCAGCCGUAUUACGUAGCCAGCUGGGCAGAAACGGGGAAGGUACACAUUUGGGAUGUGCGACCGCUAAUUGAAGCCUUGGAUGUCCCAGGCUAUUCACCCGACAAAUCACGAACGCAUUCCCCCGCGUUCACUAUCAACUCACAUGCCCGCACAGAAGGCUUCGCAAUGGAUUGGGCAUCCUCCGGAGGGGCAAGCCCAUCGGCAUUGCGUCUGCUCACCGGCGACAUCCAUGCGAAGAUAUACCUCACUACAACGACGCCUUCUGGCUUCAAUGCGCUUUCCCAGCCCUUCCUUUCGCAUACAUCGAGUGUGGAGGACUUGCAAUGGAGCCCCUCGGAAGCCACCGUGUUCGCAUCGUGCUCUGCGGAUCAGAGUAUUCAAAUUUGGGAUGUUAGAAGCAAAGGCAGGAAGAGCGUUGCGGGCAUUGAGCGGGCACACGAGUCCGACGUGAACGUCAUCAGCUGGAACCGCGCGACGUCAUACCUGCUGCUAAGCGGCGGAGACGAGGGUGGCGUCAAGGUCUGGGACCUGCGUAACGUCGCGAAAAAAGGGGCGUCCACUCCUGAUCCUACUCCGGCUGCCACCUUCGCCUGGCAUCGCGCCCCCAUCACGUCAAUUGAAUGGCAUCCCACGGAAGACUCCAUUUUUGCUGCAUCUGGAGCGGACGAUCAGGUCACCCUCUGGGAUUUGGCGGUUGAGCAGGACGAUGAUGAAACUGGCGCCAUGGACGAGACCCCUGAAGGUGGCCGGGAUGUGCCUCCGCAGUUAUUGUUCGUCCACCAGGGUCAGAGCGAUGUCAAGGAGGUGCAUUGGCACCCACAGAUACCGGGCGCCGUGAUUAGCACUGCAUUGGACGGGUUCAACAUAUUCAAGACUAUUUCUGUAUAA